UUAGUGUUAUCGCGAGAAGUCUAGGAAGCGGUAGUGAUGGCGGCGGCGGGAACGGGACCUGGACCCGGAGUGGGUGCAGGACCUGGUACAGCAGCGGCUGCGAAUGCAACAGCAACCGAGGAAGCGGAGACGAAGCAGGUGGUGGCGGCAGCAGCGGCUCCAGCCGGAGAUGGGGCAUCUGCUGCCCCAGCAGCGGAGCCCAGUUCCGGAGAGGCCGAAAGCGGGGAUGCAAACUCUGUUGAUGUGAGUGGUGGUUUAGAGACAGAAUCCUCUAAUGGAAAAGAUACACUAGAAGGUGCUGGGGAUACGUCCGAGGUGAUGGAUACUCAAGCGGGCUCCGUGGAUGAAGAGAAUGGCCGGCAGCUGGGAGAAGUAGAGCUGCAGUGUGGGAUAUGUACAAAAUGGUUCACAGCAGACACCUUUGGCAUAGAUACCUCAUCCUGUCUACCUUUCAUGACCAACUACAGCUUUCACUGCAACGUGUGCCACCAUAGCGGGAAUACCUAUUUCCUCCGGAAGCAAGCGAACUUGAAGGAGAUGUGCCUUAGUGCUUUGGCCAACCUAACAUGGCAGUCCCGAACACAAGACGAACAUCCAAAAACCAUGUUCUCCAAAGAUAAGGAUAUCAUACCAUUUAUUGAUAAAUACUGGGAGUGCAUGACAACCAGACAGAGACCUGGGAAGAUGACUUGGCCAAAUAACAUUGUUAAAACAAUGAGUAAAGAAAGAGAUGUUUUUUUGGUAAAGGAACACCCUGAUCCUGGGAGUAAGGACCCAGAAGAAGAUUAUCCCAAAUUUGGACUUUUGGAUCAGGAUCUUAGUAACAUUGGUCCUGCUUAUGACAAUCAAAAGCAAAGCAGUGCUGUGUCCACCAGUGGGAAUUUAAAUGGUGGAGCCUCUUUGGGAGGGGGAAUUGCAGCAGGAAGCAGUGGAAAAGGAAGAGGAGCUAAGCGUAAACAGCAGGAUGGAGGGACCACAGGGACCACCAAGAAGGCUCGGAGUGACCCUUUGUUUUCUGCUCAGCGCCUCCCCCCUCAUGGCUACCCCUUGGAACACCCGUUUAACAAAGAUGGCUAUCGGUAUAUUCUAGCUGAGCCUGAUCCCCACGCCCCUGACCCUGAGAAGCUUGAACUUGACUGCUGGGCAGGAAAACCUAUUCCUGGAGACCUCUACAGAGCCUGCUUGUAUGAACGGGUUUUGUUAGCCCUGCAUGAUCGAGCUCCCCAGCUGAAGAUCUCUGAUGACCGGUUGACUGUGGUCGGAGAGAAAGGCUACUCUAUGGUGCGGGCUUCUCACGGGGUGCGGAAAGGUGCCUGGUACUUUGAAAUCACGGUGGAUGAGAUGCCACCAGACACUGCUGCUAGACUGGGUUGGUCUCAGCCCUUAGGUAACCUUCAAGCUCCCUUAGGUUAUGAUAAAUUUAGCUAUUCUUGGCGGAGCAAAAAGGGUACCAAGUUCCAUCAGUCCAUUGGCAAACACUACUCUUCUGGCUACGGACAGGGAGAUGUCCUGGGAUUCUAUAUCAGUCUUCCUGAAGACACGGAGACGGCCAAGUCACUGCCCGACACCUACAAAGAUAAAGCUUUGAUAAAGUUCAAGAGUUAUUUGUAUUUUGAGGAAAAAGACUUUGUGGAUAAAGCAGAGAAGAGCCUAAAGCAGACUCCCAAUAGUGAGAUAAUAUUUUAUAAAAAUGGUGUCAAUCAGGGCGUGGCCUACAAAGACAUUUUCGAGGGCGUUUACUUCCCAGCCAUCUCGCUGUACAAGAGCUGCACGGUUUCCAUUAACUUUGGACCAUGCUUCAAGUAUCCUCCAAAGGACCUCACCUACCGCCCUAUGAGCGACAUGGGCUGGGGUGCUGUCGUGGAGCACACGCUGGCUGAUGUCUUAUAUCACGUGGAGACAGAAGUGGAUGGCAGGCGGAGUCCCCCGUGGGAACCCUGACCGGGUUCCCCUUUCUUUGCAGACGUGGACUUUCUGGGGUGUAACGGUGGGUUUUUUCCUUGUUGUUCAACUGUCGCGAAUGUUAUCCCAAAGAUACUGCAGCACGUAGCCUCCGCUGUUAGCAAGUGAGAAGGCCGGUGGCUCCGGGAGAGGUCCCCUGCCCCUCAGCUCUCCCCGCUUCUGGUGACUGCUCUCCGUGUGCCAUACGCCAAUGCCUGCUGACCCUGCCACCCUGUGAGCUCCCUGCGAAACUGGUGCUGUGCCAUGUACCCCACCACUGGGGCUUGUUAUCUGACUGUAUUUUCUAAGGAGUGGAUGGUACUGUCCAAGUGGCUAACUUAUUUAAGACUUGUUUUCCCCCUGUGGGCAUUGACUGUGUCCCCCCUGGUUUCCAAGGAAGUGGUAGGCCUGUUUCUGAGACUAGCUGAAGUCAAUGGUCGUACAUUCCAGAACCAAUCUUAAGAGCUUUUCCUUUGGGUGUGGGUUCGUUUUUGUUACUAGUUUUGAAAUACGCUUUUGAACACUGGGGUCUCUGAAACUACCACAUCUCUAGAACUAUAAUUGUGAAAGGAACUCGCUUGCAGCUUUAACAAUUAGAAACUCUUCCCAAAUAAAACUUGUGAUCAAAUGUGGUCA
Molecule: messenger RNA, 2577 nt
Organism: Artibeus jamaicensis (Jamaican fruit-eating bat)
Lineage: Eukaryota; Metazoa; Chordata; Mammalia; Chiroptera; Phyllostomidae
Gene: ASH2L
Product: ASH2 like, histone lysine methyltransferase complex subunit
Exons: 17
Coding region: 37-1941 (634 amino acids)
Cellular component (GO): Set1C/COMPASS complex
Molecular function (GO): protein binding; transcription cis-regulatory region binding
Source: RefSeq, a predicted model, not a curated record